This is a messenger RNA of Melanotaenia boesemani (Boeseman's rainbowfish), 5171 nucleotides long. It is a transcript of the gene slc12a5b, whose product is annotated as solute carrier family 12 member 5b. Gene Ontology annotation, cellular component: plasma membrane. Gene Ontology annotation, molecular function: ammonium channel activity; potassium:chloride symporter activity. The coding region runs from base 354 to 4910 and encodes 1518 amino acids. The transcript is spliced from 26 exons. The record is from RefSeq and is a predicted model, not a curated record. Lineage: Eukaryota; Metazoa; Chordata; Actinopteri; Atheriniformes; Melanotaeniidae. Gene Ontology annotation, biological process: chloride transmembrane transport; potassium ion import across plasma membrane; ammonium transmembrane transport.
UUUAAUACAUGACGAAUGCAGUCAUCGGGCUUAAACUGACUGGAGGGGGCAAGUGGCGCGCAGAAACCAAGAGUGCAUGUGAGUAACACCGAGCACCAGCAUCCACUCUCGCCUGCAGCCGCUCUCAGUCUCUCCGCUCCUCCUGAUGAGAGACGGGGGGGAAUCACGGAACAGAGAAGUUAAGGACAACAGCACAAAAUUCAGCUCUCCUUUUUCAUGCUUUUCCUGGAAAAAAAAAAGCUAAAACACACAUAAGCAAACAUUAGGAGGAGAAGGAGCAGGAAAGACGCAGUGAAGUAAAUUUAAUCUUUGAGCUCCAGCCCACCAUAUCAGCCUGUUGAGGAGGAGAGGGGAUGCAGAACAACAUGACGGACUGUGAGGAGGGAGAAGGGGGACCCAACAGCCAGGGUGAUGGAAACCCCAAAGAAAGCAGCCCUUUCAUCAACAGCAGUGCAGAUACCGAUACAGAAAAGACUCAACAAUAUGAUGGCAAGAGCAUGGCUCUCUUUGAGGAGGAGAUGGAUACCAGUCCAAUGGUUUCCUCUUUGCUCAGCACUCUGGCCAACUAUUCCAACCUGCCAACUGGCAGCAAAGAGCAUGAGGAGGCAGAAAAUAAUGAGGAGGGGGCGCGGCCUUCAAAGAAACCUGUCAAGGCACCUCAGUUGGGCACUCUGAUGGGAGUGUACCUGCCAUGUAUCCAGAAUAUUUUUGGAGUGAUCCUCUUCCUGCGGAUGACUUGGAUGGUCGGGAUCGGAGGUGUCUUUGGUUCUUUUAUAAUCGUCUUCAUGUGUUGCUCUACGACCAUGCUCACAGCCAUUUCCAUGAGUGCUAUUGCAACAAAUGGGGUGGUACCAGCUGGAGGUUCAUAUUACAUGAUCUCUCGCUCUCUGGGGCCUGAGUUUGGUGGAGCUGUUGGGAUUUGCUUCUACCUGGGCACCACUUUUGCCGGUGCCAUGUAUAUCCUUGGUUGUAUUGAAAUUCUGCUGAUUUAUAUUGUCCCUCAGGCAGCUAUCUUUAAGAUCGAGGGUCUGGAGGGGGCGGAAGCAGAGUUGGCUCUGCUCAACAACAUGCGGGUGUAUGGCACCAUUGUGCUGAGCUUCAUGGCGCUGGUGGUGUUUGUUGGGGUUAAAUAUGUCAACAAGCUGGCCCUGGUCUUCUUGGCCUGUGUCAUUCUCUCAAUUCUGGCUGUUUAUGCCGGAGUCAUUAAGACUGCCAUUGAACCUCCUGAAUUUCCGGUCUGUCUCCUUGGAAAUCGAACUCUUACUUCUAAAGCAUAUGAUAUCUGUGCCAAGUUCAUUGAAAUAGAUAAUGAGACGGUCACCACCAAACUGUGGAGGUCCUUUUGUGAUUCUGAGUCCCUCAAUGCCACUUGUGAUGAAUACUUCAUUAAUAACAACGUCACAGAGAUUCAGGGUAUUCCAGGGGUCACUAGUGGCAUCCUGGCAGAGAACCUGUUUGGGAAAUAUCUGGAAAAGGGGAUGACACUGGAGAAACGUGGACUUGUAUCAAAUGUGGACCCUGAUAGUCCCACAACCAACUCUAACCGGUAUGUGCUGGCUGACAUCACCAGCUUCUUCACCUUGCUGGUGGGAAUUUACUUCCCAUCUGUCACAGGGAUUAUGGCUGGCUCCAACCGCUCCGGUGACCUGCGUGAUGCUCAGAAGUCGAUCCCAAUUGGCACAAUUGCAGCCAUCACUACCACAUCAACAGUUUACAUGUCUUGUGUGGUGUUGUUUGGUGCAUGUAUAGAAGGAGUAGUACUUCGAGAUAAGUUUGGUGAAGGAGUUAAUGGUAACCUGGUGAUUGGCACCCUGGCAUGGCCAUCCCCAUGGGUCAUUGUGUUUGGCUCCUUCUUCUCCACAUGUGGAGCUGGACUUCAGAGUCUCACAGGAGCGCCACGUCUGCUUCAGGCUAUCUCAAGAGAUGGCAUAAUCCCAUUUCUUAGAAUUUUUGGACAUGGCAAAGCCAAUGGGGAGCCCACCUGGGCGCUCCUACUUACAGCUAGUAUCUGUGAGAUUGGCAUCAUCAUCGCCUCCCUGGAUGCAGUUGCCCCCAUCCUCUCUAUGUUUUUCUUGAUGUGCUACAUGUUUGUCAAUCUUGCCUGCGCCCUGCAGACUCUGCUGAGGACGCCGAACUGGAGGCCGCGCUUUAAGUUCUACCACUGGGCUUUAUCCUUUCUUGGUAUGAGCCUGUGCCUGUCGCUCAUGUUCAUCUGUUCCUGGUAUUACGCCAUAGUUGCCAUGGGCAUCGCCACCUGCAUCUACAAAUAUAUUGAAUUCUGUGGAGCUGAGAAGGAGUGGGGUGAUGGUAUACGAGGUAUUUCACUCAGCGCUGCACGAUUUUCUCUGAUGAGGCUGGAGGAGGGACCACCCCACACCAAGAACUGGAGACCUCAGGUCCUGGUUCUGGUGAGUGUGGAUGCUGAACAGAAUGUGGAGCAGCCCCGUCUUCUCUCCUUGACCAAUCAGCUUAAAGCAGGCAAAGGUCUGACCAUCGUUGGCACCUCUGUUCAAGGAACCUUCCUCGACAACUAUACUGAAGCCCAGAAGGCAGACCAGUCUUUGCGUAAGUUGAUGGAGACAGAGAAGGUAAAGGGCUUCUCUCAGGUGGUAAUUUCCUCCAAUUUGAGAGAUGGGACCUCUCAUCUGAUUCAGGUUGGAGGGCUCGGAGGUCUGAAGCACAACACUGUGAUGGUCAGCUGGCCCCGUAACUGGAAACAGCCAGAGUACUACCAGCAAUUCAAGAACUUCAUCGAGGUGGUCAGAGAAACAACUAUUGCCAGUUUAGCCUUGUUGGUUCCCAAAAAUAUCUCCAGUUAUCCAUCCAAUGGAGAGCGUUUCACUGAAGGCCACAUAGAUGUUUGGUGGAUUGUCCAUGAUGGAGGCAUGCUGAUGCUCCUUCCCUUCCUGCUGCGCCAACAUAAGGUGUGGAGGAAGUGCAAGAUGCGCAUUUUCACUGUAGCUCAAUUGGAUGACAACAGCAUUCAGAUGAAGAAAGACCUCAUCACCUUCCUCUAUCACCUGCGCAUUGAUGCUGCGGUAGAAGUGGUGGAGAUGCUUGACCAUGACAUCUCAGCUUACACCUACGAGAAGACACUGAUAAUGGAGCAACGAUCGCAGAUCCUUAAACAGAUGCAUCUGACCAAGAAUGAGAUGGAGAGAGAGAUCCAAAGUAUUACAGAUUCAUCCCGCGGGUCCAUCCGGCGUAAAAAGCCACCUGCCCUGCGUCCCCAGCAUAGCACAGAGGAGGGUGCCAGUGUGGCUGAAAAACCAGAAGAUGAGUCUGAGGCUGUCUCCAACCCUAAACAGGUACAGUUGAUCCACAGUAAGAAUGCCUCCAGUCCCACCAGCCCCACAUCACCUGCUGCCCCACCAGGAGGAGGCACUGCCACUUGGACAGACAGCAAGAGUGGUGACAAGAGGAAGAUCCAUUUAGCACCAACACCAGAGGCCGGCAAAGAUCUCUUCAGCAUGAAACCGGAAUGGGAGAACUUGAACCAGAGGGACGUGAGGCGCAUGCAUACAGCGAUGCGGCUCAAUGAGGUCAUCACAAAGAAGUCCAAGGAGGCAAAACUUGUCCUGCUCAACAUGCCUGGACCACCAAAGAAUCGAACAAACCAGACGAAUCCCAUGCACAAUGCGGUGUACAGGGACUACCCAUUCUUUACAGAUAUACAGGUCAUGAUAUUCCUUGGCUUUGGAUGCUUACUGGCCUUUUUCCGACUGUAUGGCUUUGGGGGGAUGGUUUUUAACUUUCUGACGGCCACAUUUGCGAUCCAGUGGGCAAUUUUGGUGCAGGGUUACUUCCAAUUCUACCAUAACGGUAAGAUCCACCUUGGAGUGAUCAAUCUCAUAAAUGCAGAAUUCGCCUGUGCUGUGGUGCUGAUAUCUUUUGGAGCAGUGCUGGGGAAGACCAGCCCAUUGCAGCUGCUUGUCAUGGCUCUGCUGGAGGUGCCAGUGUUUGCAGUCACAGAGUGGGCUGUGCUGAAGUAUCUAAAGAUCAAUGAUGCUGGAGGCUCUAUUCUUAUUCAUCUUUUUGCCUGUUAUUUUGGUUUGGGUGUCACUUUUGUGCUGUACAGGCCUGGUCUAAAUGAAGGCCAUGCAAAGGAGAACACCAGUUACCAGUCUGACAUCUUGUCUGUGAUGGGGACAUUAUUCCUCUGGGUUUUUUGGCCCUCUUUCAACUCAGCAUUGACUCUGAAAGGGGAUGACCAACACAGGGCCAUCCUUCACACCUUCAUUGGCCUCAGUGCCUCUACACUCACUGCCUUUGCCCUCUCUGCAAUGCUGAACAAAAAUGGUAAACUCACCAUGUGUGAUAUUCAGAAUGUGACCCUGGCAGGAGGUGUGACAGUCGGUGCGUCCGUGGAUAUGAUGAUAUCACCUGCAGCUGCAUACAUUUUAGGUAUGCUGGGCUCCACUGCAUGCAUGCUGGGGUACAAAUACUUGAGCCCCUUCCUAGCACGGCGCUGCAGGAUCCAGGAUCAAUGUGGGAUACAUAACUUGCACGGACUUACAGGACUUAUAUCAUGUGCUGCUGGGAUAUGUGCAAUACUGAUGGCUGGUGAAGAGGUUUACGGCCCCAGUUUGUAUGAGAUUUUUACUCACAGAGCACCAACAGAGGACGACCCUAUGCUGCAAGGACUAAAGACUUUGAUCCCAGAUAUACAGCCAGGUUUGGGGAGGACUGCCAAGGAUCAGGCUCUCUUCCAGGUUGCAGCUGUCUUCUCAACAAUAGGAUUGUCAGCAUUAGGUGGCAUCCUUACAGGUUGUGUGUUGAGGCUGCCGCACCUUGCAUCACCUUCUGAUGACCACUGUUUUGAUGAUGAGCUGUUUUUUGAGGUUCCUCCAGACUAUGAUUUGCCACUCAAAACCACUAACACCAUUACUGCAGAGGAUUCUGCUGACUGAUGUGCAACAUCCAAGAUCUGUCAGUGCAUUAAACUGAUUUGUUAAGUUUUUCUUCUGAUGUUGCAAUUAUUGUGCUAACAGUGUGUUAUACACAAACCAUGAAUUUCAUGUUUCAUCCAUUCCAAUGUAAAUAGGUUGUCAUAGUGAUUGCAUAUAUUAAGUGUGAUAUUUUCCUUCUACAGUGAUUAUUAUUAAUGUUCUGACAAGUCAGAUGCAUUAGGUAUGGCUUCAGAGUAUAUUUCAAGCAACACAAUCAAUUCA